Molecule: messenger RNA, 1612 nt
Organism: Mauremys mutica (yellowpond turtle)
Lineage: Eukaryota; Metazoa; Chordata; Testudines; Geoemydidae
Product: transmembrane protein 217-like
Exons: 2
Coding region: 988-1569 (193 amino acids)
Source: RefSeq, a predicted model, not a curated record
AUCACGAUAAAAUGAUGAGAGUUGACAAUAUUGCCGUUCUUGCCCUAGUGAACCUACAAUCUAAGGCCCUGAUCCUGAAAAUACUUGAGUAGGUACAUAACUUUGCAUCUGUUUAAGAGUUUGCCUGAUGGGGGCCUGAAUUCUUUUUGGAUUCUUUUAAGGGAGGAAGCCAAACAGAGUCACACCCCAUCCUAAAGUGUAAGAUCCAGGGCUGGCAGUAAUGCAUCCCUGCCCCAUGUGGGGUCAGAAAUCUCUUCAUUGCCCAAACAGGCCAAGGAAGCACUACUGAUUUCUUAGCCAUGGACACAAGUCCUCUCCCAGGCCCUUGUCCUGGGUGCUGGUCUCCAGCAGGGGGAAGCAGCCACCUUUUGCUGGCUCUAGGCAGGUGGAUAGUUUGGUUUCUGCCAAUAUCUGGGCCAGGUGCCUUCUGUUUGGCCAUAGUUUCUAACCGUUAGAUUAGCCCACUGCUAUCUUCUGGUUUUUGUUUGUUUGCAUCUUCCUCUGAAGCAUCUGGCACCGGCCACUGUUGGAGAAAGGCUCCUGGACUAGAUGGACCUUGGUUCUGAUUCCAUCUGGCAAUUCCUAUGUUCUCUUUGCUUUAUAGUGUAACCCCCCAAGAGAUUACAUAGAUUCCUGGAGCUCUGUCCGCUGGCAGCUCAGGGAGGAGGAGCCGAAGCAAACUCAGAGUCUGCCCAGCAACCAAUAGGGAGUGGAGAUGCCCCUCCCAGGUAGUUGAGGAGAGGGAGAAGCCAUAUUGAGGGAGGCUGGGGCGAGCCAGAAAAAAGGCCAAACUGGCUGUGUGGGGAGCUAUCACAGCCGAUCCAUCCACCAGGUCGCCUCCCUUUUCUCUCUCAGAAGGAGCACAGGCUUGAGUUCGCUGCGCUUCAUCCCUAACACAAGCCCCGCCGACGUCUCUCCUAGCUUGCCUUUCUACUCUGCAACACUCCUUCAGUUUCCUUGGCCAGCGACGUUGCCUGUGGAGAAAACAUGACGAUCAUCUUGUGCCCGGGGGGGUUCUGUGGCAUGUCCCCCAAGGUUGGGGCCACUGUAGCUGCUGUCUACAUGAUCCUAGUGACCAACAUGUACCUGACCUUCGAGAUUGGCCACUUGGAACGAGCAAUGACGGACAUGGCACAAAUCAAGCCCUUCAACUUGACCGAAGUGGGGAAGAUGCUACUGUAUUGCUACUAUACAGCCAUCACGCUGGCCGUCAUGAGCUACCCGGUGUGCGUCUUCCUCAUCUACUCAGUCCACAAGCGGCUCUACAUGGGCAUGUUCGCCUAUGUCGCAUGGAUCAUCUUCUAUGAUCUGGCUAACUGCCUCAUCGUGGCCGUGGCUUACCAGGUCUCCAAAGAAGCCUGGUUUUCCCUCAGCCCCCUGGAGUGGUUUGGGCUGGCCACCAGGAUCCCCAUGGAUUGCUUCUGGCUCGCCUUCGUUGUCACGUAUGCCCUGACGAUUAUUGAAAGCAAAGGGCAAGGAAGGAUGUCGCUCAGGAUGAGGCGGAUCUCUAGGAACGUGUCAGAACCGCCCAGGUUUAGGUUGGGCUCCACUGCUAGGCAAGGCAUGUGAGGGGAGGUAUCGGAGCAGUACGUUGGGCCCCUUUUUCGUAUAU